Dicentrarchus labrax (European seabass) is the source of this 2720-nucleotide messenger RNA. It is a transcript of the gene degs1, whose product is annotated as delta(4)-desaturase, sphingolipid 1. The record is from RefSeq and is a predicted model, not a curated record. Lineage: Eukaryota; Metazoa; Chordata; Actinopteri; Moronidae. The transcript has 3 exons. The coding region runs from base 173 to 1144 and encodes 323 amino acids. Gene Ontology annotation, cellular component: membrane. Gene Ontology annotation, biological process: ceramide biosynthetic process. Gene Ontology annotation, molecular function: sphingolipid delta-4 desaturase activity.
GGAGGAGCUGCGGAGAGCGGGCAGAGCCGACUGAUGUUCGGGCAGGUCACACACACUCACUGAGGAGAGGAGAACCACAGAGGAGAACCACAGAAGUUCUCUUUUAAAACGACCGUGUGAUAUUUGGAUACUUACCUGUCUCAGGAAGUUGUUUCAAAGAGUAAUAAAAAAGAUGGGGAACCGGGUCGCCCGUGAAGACUACGAAUGGGUGUAUACGGACCAGCCGCAUGCCGACAGGAGAAAAGAGAUCCUGGCCAAAUACCCAGAAAUCAAGUCGUUGAUGGGUCCUGACCCGAGGCUGAAAUGGAUUGUGUGCAUGAUGGUGGCUAUACAGUUUUUAGCUUUCUACCUGGUCAAAGACUUGGACUGGAAAUGGGUUUUGUUCUGGACUUAUGCCUUCGGGAGCUGUAUCAACCACUCAAUGACCCUUGCUAUUCACGAGGUCUCCCACAACACGGCCUUUGGAAACAACAAGGCCAUGUGGAACCGCUACUUUGCCAUGUUUGCCAACCUGCCUAUCGGCCUGCCCUACUCUGCCUCCUUCAAACGCUAUCACCUGGACCAUCACCGCUACCUGGGAGGAGACGGCGUAGAUGUAGACAUCCCCACUGAGUUCGAAGGCUGGUUCUUCUGCACGCGCUUCCGGAAGUUCGUCUGGAUUAUUUUGCAGCCGUUGUUCUAUGCCAUCCGACCCCUGUGCAUCAACCCCAAACCCAUCACUCAGCUGGAGCUGACCAACGUGGCCGUACAGCUCACCUUUGACUUCCUGCUUUACUGGCUGUGGGGGGCCAAGCCCGUGGUCUACAUGCUGGCCGGCUCCAUGUUGGGCAUGGGCUUGCACCCGAUUUCUGGUCACUUCAUAGCUGAGCACUACAUGUUCCUCAAGGGUCACGAGACCUACUCUUACUACGGCUCCCUCAACCUGCUCACCUUCAAUGUGGGCUACCACAACGAGCACCAUGAUUUCCCCAGCAUCCCAGGACGCAGACUGCCCAUGGUGAAGAAAAUAGCAGCAGAGUAUUACGAUGACCUGCCUCAGUACACGUCGUGGGUCAAGGUCCUGUACGACUUCAUCAUGGACGACGCGCUGAGCCCGUACUCUCGGAUCAAGAGGAAGCUGAAGGGAGACGUCAAGCAGGAGUAACUUCAACCGAAAGCUUCUCAGGAACAAAGCAGCAGUGUCCCGACUCACCCAAUAAACCUAACAGCUUCCUGCAUAUUAAUCCGUUCAGAGGUUGUGUACGUGGGUCUGGAAGUGAGCUCCACAAGAGAACACCAUUUGAUGAUUUGGUAACCAGGUCCUUCUGUUAGACUGAAGGUACAAGAGGUUAUGGUUUGUUACCUCGGACUGGUUGCACAAAGACUUCAAUACUUAAAUCACUUCAACAGUUCAACUUGAGAUAGAUGUCUAAUUUGUUGUGUAUUCUGAGCGAAGUCUGGAUGGAUUGUUGUGAUAGUGGGUGCAGACACUCCUGCCCCCCUCAGGAUCAAUUAUGAAUUAUAUUGGUGAUAUAAUUCAUAAUUGACUUUUUCAAGAUGUAAAUUUGAAGGCAGCUCUUUCAUGGCUGUCAGAAAUUGGAGCCCAUGUGCGAGCGCUCUUCACACGUCAGCUCUGUUCCCCCCCCCCCGGGUGGUAAACAUUGAGCCACAUUGUCCUCUGCUUGUCUGCAGCGUAACUCAGUCUUUAUUGGAGUGUUUUAGCUUACAUUAGGGUAGCAAGUUCAAACUAGUUUUAUCUGAAGAUGUCUUUAUGCAACCAGCCCCAGAAACCAUCAGAUAGCUACGACAGCUGAACAUGAGGCCACACAUUGUUGGAGCGCCUCCUCCAGUUUGGAACCUGCCACAGAGAUUAACUGUACACAGCUGAAUGAACGUAGACCAGAUCUCCCUCCAUUGUGGACUCUACAGGUCAACAUGAAAGCAGCCUUGCCAUUGGUGUGUGUGUGUCUGUCAAAGUGGACCAAAGUUGAAAACUGAGUGAAUCCACUCAUAUAGAACCCCCCCAUGCCAUCAUGUGAGUGUGGUCUGGUCUGUUUGAUAUCUCUUGUAUUGAGUUCAUGGGGAGGCUUGUGUUGGUUGCUUUAUGUGUUUUGUACAAGUUAGCCUUUUCUGGCCUAUGAUGACCCCCCCUUUUUUUUCUCUCUCAACCGCUUUGCUUUUUAACGUGCACUUUAUUGUACCACAUUACACAACAAAGUGUAUUCCUGAUCAGUGCCUCUGAGCUUAAUGAAUUUAAAUUGUAUGAAUUUGUUCACUCGCAGCCGGUUGUAGCUACCACUGAGGUCAUGUCCUCUGUGUCUUAUGUUUGAAAUUGGGACAUGAAGCAACCUGGAACAAAAAGAAAUAUGGUUACUACUGAAUUGGUUGAUUCUACUCUAGUAUUUUUAUAUUCAAUAGUUAACUACCUUAAAGCCAAUGAGUACUAUUUCCCAUUUAGAAUGUUAUUCCUGGCAGUGAAGAAGGCUUUGAAAGCCAGGGGCCUCAAACUCAAGUUAGUUGGGGGCCAAGGGCUCUCUCCUAGGGUUUCCAAAUAAAUGUAUUGUUUCCUGUCGUAACCCGGAGAGUAAUCUUGUCUGUCUAUAUCCAUUCUUCUGUUGGAUUCUUGACAUUUAUAUUAUUAUAAAUUUAUAAAGACCACACAGUGGAAAAUAAAAACCCUGCCUCUGUAAAAUGGACUUUACAUUCAUUUGUAUGUUAAAUAAACAGCUAUUCAAUUUCCA